AUGUUUUCGUUCUGGUACAGAGAUGCUUCGACGUGUCCUGAAAAUCAGAAUUACUAUCGUUGCUCGUCGGUCUCAUACUCGGGCUGUUGCACCCACGAUCCUUGCAGCUCAGGUGUCUGCGAAGACACUCCUGAUUCCCACUCCGACUUGUGUGGAGCGGGAAUUACUGUUACUGUGACCCAAACAAUCCUUCAGGGGGCUGCUACCAGUACUAUCAACACCGCGACGAGCUCCUCUGGCAUGACGACAGGUGAGCCGGAUGUGAACCCUCCCAAUCAAAGCAGUUUGAUUCCUAGCUCUGGUGGUACUUCCUCGAUGCCUCCUAGUUUACAAGCGUCCUCCAUUCCUUCUCGUUUCAUCCCAAGCAAUACUACCGGGGCAACUGUGGGACCAGGCACUACCAAGACCAUACAUCUUGUCCCUGCAACUCCCGGCUCAACUGCCAACAUCACCGCCAGCGCAUCGUCCAGCAAGUGUCCAAAACCAACUGCGUCCACGACAGCAAAUUCUACGCCUCCACCUCCAGCCACGAUUGCUGGAAGCGUCAUCGGCUCUAUGGCAGGCUUGGCCCUAAUCGUUAGUCUUCUCGUCUGGUGUUGCCGAAGGAAGCGAAAAAUAACCUUCAAGCGCAAAGUGCAAAAGACUGAUCAAGAAGAGCAGUCGAAUGAGCUGCGGUCUGUCAAAGAAGAGAGAGACCAAGCUCUUUGGUGUCUUGAGCAAAACAAGACGCUUCCGAGCCCACGUCCCGUCGACUUCGGCCUUCCUCAGGUACCCAAGAACUCGGGUCCUGUUAUGCCACAGCAAUGGAUAUGA
Messenger RNA from Cladophialophora psammophila CBS 110553, 813 nucleotides. RefSeq lists its product as uncharacterized. The record is from RefSeq and is a predicted model, not a curated record. The coding region runs from base 1 to 813 and encodes 270 amino acids. The transcript has a single exon. NCBI's taxonomy places the organism in Eukaryota, Fungi, Ascomycota, Eurotiomycetes, Chaetothyriales, Herpotrichiellaceae.